Bursaphelenchus okinawaensis is the source of this 2089-nucleotide messenger RNA. Lineage: Eukaryota; Metazoa; Nematoda; Chromadorea; Rhabditida; Aphelenchoididae. The record is from the annotation of a GenBank genome assembly.
AUGCAGAUCUAUGACCCGUGUUUUAUCAAAAAACCGCAGGAGGAAGAUUUUCAAGUUGAGGAAGAGGAAGGUAGGUCAAUUGAUAACAAACCUCAUGGUCAAAAUAGGAAAAAUUUGUUUGCCCAAGAGUUUUUGUUUGUAUUUAUUUAUUCGGCUUCUUUUCAGAGGAACCAGGACAGUCAACAUCUGCUUCAGCUGGUGAGUUUAGUAUAUUAUUUUAUUUAAUUUGUAGGAAUUAUUCGAUUUAAUGUUAUUGUCUUUAUAUUGUUCUACGUCAAUUUGUAAAUUAGGUCGUUUUUAUUGGAUCAUGUAUCUAGAAAGCUUUAUUAGUUACUAACCUUCGUUUUAUUAUUAAAAAACUUUUAAAAAAAGGUGAUCGUCUAUAUGUUAUACUGUUAGCAUUAAGUCUUUAAUAUCAACAAUUGAAUUCAUUUUUUAGAGCCCGAGAGACGACUUGUGGAUGGGAAAUGGCUGUGUCCAUCAGCAAACGGGUUUUUGGAAUAUGUUGACAAUGAAUGGAAGCUGAUUCCAGAUCAAAACAAAGAGGAACUUCAGACGAAAUGGGAUCAAGCUCAGCCAAUGGCCGAGCUACCUCAACCAACUUGUGAAAUAAAUGGUGUAAAGCACACUUGGAAUCCAACAGCAAACUCAUGGAUACCAGAUUCGACUCCAGAUGAAGACUUUCUAGCUCAAUAUUAUUUGAGUUAUCCCGUGAAUGAAGAAGUUGUCAAUAAAGAAGGGGAAGAAGAAGAUAAAAAGGUGGACAAGAAGCAAAAACAAGCUGAAAAAGCAGCAUUAAAGAGGGAAAGAGCGGAAGAAGAGAUUAGACGGUCUAAAGGAUGGGUAGAGCAAGAUGAAGUCCAGAACACGAAAGUUUAUGUCUCUAAUCUCCCUACAGAGAUCAAUGAGGAUCAGUUUAUUGUAAGUUUGUUAUCUUUUGUUUUUAUUUGUUUAGGUAGAUAUUAGCUUACUGAAUUGAAUCUUUAUAGGAAUUUAUGCAAAAGUGUGGAGUGAUAAUGCAAGAUCCCAGAAACAAGAAGCCCAAAGUAAAGUUAUAUCGAGAUGAAGAGGGGAAUCUGAAAGGAGAUGGUAUAUGUUGCUACGUCAAGAGUGAAAGUGUUCAACUAGCUUUGGAUAUUUUGGAUGGUUGGAAUUGGGAUGGGAAGAUUGUGAAAGUGGAAAAGGCUAAAUUUGAAAUGAAAGGAGAAUUUGAUCCAUCGAAAAAGAAGAAACGAUUAACGGCCGAACAGAAGAAACGGUUUUUGGAGGGACAAAAGAGGUAUGUUUUGAUUGUUUUCCCAUUUUUUAUAACUAAUGUGUAUCAUAAUGGUUUAGAAACUGAUUUUUUUGGUUGUUGUGCUUUAUUUUUUGUUUGUUUUUGGCGUUUUCAUGGCAAAAUUUAUUUAAAAAGAUGUAAAAUAUAUAUAUUUUAUAUUUGUUACCUAAAAUAAUAUUUUUGGGCGUUUUACCUUUAUUUUAGACAUAAGUGUUACAUUUUACGGUUUUAAUAAUAUCUUUAUAGAUUAUUCGAAUGGGAACCAGAAAAAGAUCGUGCUUAUCGACCACCGUCAGAUUGUACCGUCGUAAUGAAGAACCUGUUCUCCUUGGAAGAGAUGGAUACUACUCCAGAACUUAUGUUUGAUUUAAAGGGUGAAGUCAGACAAACUGCCGAAACUUUUGGUACUGUCAAGAAUCUGGUUUUAUAUGAUGUAAGUUUGAUAUUUAUUGUAAAUUGGGCAUGCUGAAUUAUGGUAAUGGUAAUAUUUAAUAUUUUAAAGUUCAACUUUUUUGUAAAUUACUUUUCUUUUAACGCCAAGUAGUCUUAAGUAAUAAGAUUUUGUUUCAGACAAACCCAGAAGGAGUAAUCACAGUCACUUAUGACAAUGUAGAGUCAGCUGAUCUCAUGGUGAAGUUAUUGAACAGAAUCAUAAAAAGAGGACGCAAAAUCUACGUGGAAACGUGGGAUGGAAAGACAAAGUAUCGUCUACAAGAAACAGAAGAAGAAAAGGAACGACGAGCACGGGCGUGGGAACAGUUCUUGGGGGAGGAUGAUGAAGACGGGACAGAAGAAACAGAAGGUCAAGUGUAA